AUGGCUUUUGCUCAAAGAAAAAAAGUUUAUAAGAGUCAAAUUUAUCUGCUAGAUGCCGAGACAAGCUCGCAUUCAGAUACAUCGUUGUGCCAAUCUUCUAAAGCGAGCCAAUGUUCUUCACCAACAUCGGAAGGUUGGCAUGUUAUUAGUUCUGUGAUGGAGUCUGGUUCGUCAUCAACAUCUGAAAUACGUCGUGAUUCCGUCUCCACAACAUUUGAAUUAUCCGAAUCUGAUUCAUGUGUCUCGGUGCGUCAAUCUGAUACAGACUCUUCAGAUACGGGGAAGCGGUCGUCUUCUGUGGCAAUUUCUGAUGGGUUUACAAGUCUUCCUGCACAUGACGGGACAGGGACCUUCAUAGAUGACACGCAAUGUUUAUCUGAUCAAUCACAUGAUGGAAGAAUAUCAGCUGCUUCCUUUGCCAAAGCAGUUCACCGAUUAUUGGAUAGCCAUUCGACGUCAACGCAGGAGUCACGUGAUAUCGCGCCUGAUCCACAGCAAGCUGCUCCUUAUAUCCAGUCGUCCCAUGAUGGCAACGUGAUACCACCACUUGAUAGAACCAUGUCAAGCGAUGUGACAGAUGACCAUAUGAUAGUUCCACCAUUCUGCCCUACUAUCACUGAGGCCCAUCCCGUGUUUUCUGCAGACGAUAGUGUGUCCAAAUCGAAUUCGAUUGAUGCUGAUGAUAAUGUUACAAAAUGCGGAUGGCGCAAUUUAGACAGCAUCCCUAGUCACCAUCCUGCAAUUCCUGGUACAACAACAUCUUUUGCAGUAUUCUCUACCAUAUGGAAUCAACUCUGUGAUAUUACAGCGAAUAUUCUAGAAAACGACGCAAGUGCAUCCGAAACUAUGAACUCGCUCGUUUCAGAAGCUGCUUUGGAAGGUUGUCUACCUUUUGGUUCUCAUUUGCACAUGGAGUUUAGUGGCGUUCACUUUCGUGCAGAGCAGUUAUAG
Molecule: messenger RNA, 951 nt
Organism: Lichtheimia ornata
Lineage: Eukaryota; Fungi; Mucoromycota; Mucoromycetes; Mucorales; Lichtheimiaceae
Exons: 2
Coding region: 1-951 (316 amino acids)
Source: RefSeq, a predicted model, not a curated record